Messenger RNA from Lactuca saligna, 660 nucleotides. The record is from the annotation of a GenBank genome assembly. Lineage: Eukaryota; Viridiplantae; Streptophyta; Magnoliopsida; Asterales; Asteraceae.
AUGGUUUGUCCACUGAUAUGUGAAACUCUGGUUCAGAAGUGUAUAAAAUAUCUUCAACAUAAUCCGUACGCUUAUUUUUUUCGGAAUUUGAAGAAUAUUGGAGACUUAGAUACUUAUAAGAUUGUUCUUAAAACUGUUGUUGUUCAAGACCAAAGAGUCUAUAAUAAACCUGAUGUAUCACAGGUUGCUGCAAUUUGGGUGGACGGUGAAGAUAAUGGGGAGUGUGGUCCAAGAGAUAUCCGAGUUACAACCCAUGAAUCUGACUCUAGAAAUAUAAAGUAUUUUUAUGGUUGUUAUGAUCCUCUACAAUAUCCUUUAAUGUUUCCUUUUGGAGAACUAGGCUGGCAUCAAGGUAUUCUAAAAAAAAAUAAAACAGCCCAAGUUAGAAAGCAGGGUUUGUGUUCAGCUGCAGAAAAACUUAUUGCUCCGAGUAGUAUAGCGUGUGCGGAUGACUUAUUAAAGAUGGAAGAAACUGUGCUUGGAAGAAACGUAGAUAACCCCAAGGUUGUAUCUGUUAGAGAGUAUUACGCUUAUAAGCUUCAGAUAAGGCAUGAUGACACAACUUAUUUACUCUAUUUUGGUAGAUUACUACAGCAGUAUAUAGUUGACAACUAUGUUAAAUUAGAAACACAAAGACUAGAUUUUUUUAGAAUACAAUAG